AUGACCAAGAUCUUUCUCCACUUUGUUGCUUUGCAUCCAGACUUCACCUACUCUGCCUUAGUCCGCAGCCCAGAAAAAGCAGAGCAAGUGAAAGCCAAGUACCCAAAUAUCCGCAUUGUGCUCGGUGAUUUCGAUGAUUCCGCUCUUCUCGAGAAGGAGAGCGCAGCGGCCGACAUUGCGCUGCACGCAGCAGAUGCUUCAGACCAUGUGGGUGCAGCAAAAGCAAUUGCCACCGGACUUAUCGCAGGCCACACAAAAGAAAACCCCGGAUAUUGGCUACACACAGGAGGAACCGGAAUCUUAACAUUCGAAGACAGCGACAGCGGGGUAUAUGGGAAUAAGAGCGACAAAGUCUACGAUGAUUGGAACGGAGUUGAUGAAUUGCUUACACUCCCAGAACAUGCAUUCCAUCGCAAUGUAGACCAGUUUGUGCUGGAAACUGCUGCAAAACAUGCAGAUGUGCUUAAAACCGCUUUAGUUUGCCCACCGACGAUCUACGGUCGAGGUCGGGGCCCGUGUUCACAGCGUGGUCGACAGGUGUAUGAGUUGGCGAAGGUAACACUUCAGUUGAAGAAAGGACCGCUUAUCGGUGCUGGCCAGUCGAUCUGGAACAAUGUUCAUAUCCAUGAUCUGAGUGACGUCUAUGCGCUGCUUGUUGAUGCGGCGAUUGCAGGCCGGACUGAUGAUGGGCUCUGGGGUCCUAGAGCUUACUAUCUUACAGAGAACGGGGAGCACGUUUGGGGAGAGCUAUCCAAGUCAACAGCAGAAGCAGCCACAAAACUGGGGUACUUGUCAGAAGCCACAGCUGAGCCAAUCGAUUUGGAAAGCGCACAGAAAUAUGCCGGCUUUGAGUCGUUGAGUUGGGGAAUGAAUUCUCGUGGACGUGCUUAUCGCGCGCGUGAAAUUUUAGGCUGGAAUCCCUCGCGACCUGGUCUAUUGGAUGAACUGCCGAAAAUUGUUCAGUCUGAGUGA
Messenger RNA from Penicillium malachiteum, 972 nucleotides. RefSeq lists its product as uncharacterized. NCBI's taxonomy places the organism in Eukaryota, Fungi, Ascomycota, Eurotiomycetes, Eurotiales, Aspergillaceae. The transcript has 4 exons. The record is from RefSeq and is a predicted model, not a curated record. The coding region runs from base 1 to 972 and encodes 323 amino acids.